AUGCAGGAACAAGAAAUAUUUCCAUAUGGCUUUCAUGUAGUUGAUGCUAUGGCGGCUUCCAGUAGAUCAUCAUCGUAUUACGAUGAUAUGAGCAACGAGUUCUAUUCUUCGAGUUUUGAUGACUAUCAAAAUGAUAUCAAUGAGUCUCUAGACUUCAAUCAUGUCUCAUCUGCGGACUUCUACCUCGGUUCUGAGAUGUUCUUGAUUCCUCAAAUGCUUGGAGAACAACCCUAUCCAUCUCAGCAUGAAUUUGCCGGUAGCACAUCAACUUACGAAUCAAUUGAACGUUUGCCACCUAGCUCUGGGCCCACCAGUACUAGGACCAACGGCCAAGAGCAGCUUUUGCCCAGAUCACUCGGUGGAAUUUACGGACAAAUGACCACAGAGUAUCGUGACGUCUCAGAAGAUCCGCUGAAUCAAUACCCAAUUGAAGAGACGUAUCAUGAAAAUAACAACAAUGAUAAUAUAGAGUAUCCCCGCAAGAAACGCAGACCUUCUCAAAACGAAAAGGCACGAGCACCAAAUAUACCACAAUCAAAUGUGUUCAAGCUAGAUUUAAGAACGCCAUCAAUUUCCUGGGCAGGAUCGCAACCCAUAGCAUCACAAGAAUCUUUGAGCUCGGUUUUCGAGGUCAAUAUGAAUCAGCAACCGAAACGCAAAGCUCGGAGUGCCUUUACACCACAAGGAAAGAAGAAAGUGGAAGCGGUGAGAAGUGUUGGUGCUUGCAUUCAAUGUAAAUUCAGAAAACGAACUUGCGGGACAAAUGAGCCUUGCAUGUUAUGCAUUCGACGUGCUGGUAGUUUAGAGUUUGCGGCAUCUUUAUGUACAAGAGAGUCGCCAUUCGUUGAACUCUCAAUAAGUGAAUUCUACUCUAGCAAAUUACUCCCACUGAUAACAGAUUUCGAUGUUGAAUUUCCAAACGUAGAAGGUCAACAGAAAACCAUCAAGAUUGACGGAAAGGGACCUGCCUCUUUCCCUUUGUAUCUCGAAGUUGUCGAGAUACAAUCGUCGUUCUUGGCUGAGAAUUUACUCAAAGAAGUUCGUCGAAUGACUAGACUUAACUCUGGAGUUUCACGCCCACAUUAUCGUAGUCCGGAUCAUUCAAAUAUCAUAACUGUUCUCAAUCAGAGACUUUUCUCAUCUCAAGAGCUUGAAAAAUGGGUCAUGAAUUACACUGAUGGGAACAAAAUCGAUAACGUUAAUUCCACAUCUUUUCUGUUCGGGGUUGUAUAUGUCAAGGAAAAGCUGCCUCAUGCAGAUCUAGUGGAGAAUACAACAAAGCUCAUAGCAUUUAGCUACAUUCUCUGCAAAGGAUUGAGAAUUACAACGCCUACAAGCCAGCAAGAUGAAGCUGCUCGAUAUCCUGUACUACGAGCACAGCUCGAGACAAAACUCUUUAAUAUUCUCCGCCACACCGAAAAGCUUGUUUAUGAUGAGCUUCAACGUCUAGUCUUCAAAACCUCUGGACAAUUACCGAAGGAUGCGGUUGUUCCUGUGGCACUAGUACUUUGGUUGCUUACCCGAUUGCAAAGUUUGAAAGCGAGCCAUGUCAUAAGUUUGAGUGAGCAGAACAGUUCUCGAUCUUUGGGAACAUCAUCAACGGCUGCAUCUCGUCAAAAACAUAUUCUUAACCUCCUCAUAAGCGUUUUCACCGCCCUAUUUAGAUCAUCAUUCCCAUUACUCAUGAAUUUUGAAGACAAAUGCAACAGAGACCUACUGGGAGGAAGUGAGGAUUUAAUACAACUAUCCAAGAAAUUGAGGAGAGAUCUGAUAGCGUUUAAAAGAAGCGGCCAUUUAAAAGCUUCGACCUGGAACCAAGGGUUCUUGAAAGAGCAAGUGGGUAGAUUGAGAGAUCUAUUGACGGGAACUGUAAAAGGCCCCUCGUCACCAUCUGAAGACAGCGCACACGAGCCAUUUGGCUGUCCAACUCCAUAUGCCGAGCCACUGUGGUAUUCUCGAAACGUAUCACCUCAUUAUACCAGUUCGCAUCGCAAGCUUCGCGCUGCGGUGCGCAAAUAUGUCGAUGAAGAAAUCUUGCCGUAUGCCUUCGAUUGGGAAUCGGCAGGCAAAGCAUGGCGACGACAUGCGGAAUUAGGAUAUCUAGCUUUAAGCACGGGACUGUCGGAUGCAAAGUUACCGGGAGAUAUUAAGCCUCAAGAGUGGGACUCGUGGCACACUUUGAUUGUUACGGAUGAGUUGUCGCGUGUCGCAUAUACUGGCGUACUAUGGGGUCUUGGCGGAGGCAAUGGGAUUGGAGUACCCCCAAUAGUCAAUUUUGGGACGGAAGAGCAAAAAGCUAAAUUUUUACCUGGUGUUGCAAAUGGCAGCAUAAGAUUUUGUCUUGGCAUCACUGAACCCGAUGCUGGCUCCGAUGUAGCAAAUAUCAAAACUACUGCUGUAAGGCGUGGCAAACAUUAUAUCGUCAAUGGCUCAAAGAAAUGGAUCACAAACGCUAUUUGGGCGGAUUAUGUCACCACGGCAGUUCGUACUGGAGGCGUGGGAGCAACUGGUAUAUCGCUCCUUAUUAUCCCGUUGAAAGCUGACGGGGUAUCUCGAAGAACGAUGCACAAUUCGGGAGUUGGAGCAUCCGGCAGCACAUUUAUUAUUUUUGAUGAUGUUGAAGUUCCUAUCGAAAACCUUUUAAACAAAGAAAAUCGCGGAUUUGAAGUCAUCAUGUCCAAUUUCAAUGCUGAGCGCAAAAGCAUUGCCUCGUCGGCCAUUCGAUUGAGUAGAGUGUGUGCCGAAGAUGCAUGGAAACAUGCUUGUACGCGUGAGACAUUCGGAAAGAAAUUGAUUGAGAACCCGGUGAUUCGAGCGAAAUUCGUGAAAAUGGGAAGGAUGAUCGAGCCUGCGCAAGCAUUCCUAGAGCAGCUGACUUGGUUGAUUGAAUUGUGUAGAAAAAAUGGCGGAGAGGACGAUGUGAGGAUUGGAGGUAUGACGGCUAUGUUGAAAGUUGUAAGUACGAGGUGUCUCGAGAAAUGUGUAAGGGAGGCUCAACAAAUCAUGGGUGGAUUGGGCUAUGCUCGAGGUGGGAAAGGCGGAAGAAUCGAGGCCAUCUCAAGGGAUGUGAGAGUUAUGGCAGUUGGGGGUGGGAGUGAGGAAAUUAUGAGCGAGCUCGCGAUCAAAGAAGAAGUUAAAGAUCUGAAGAGAUACUCAAGCACUAUUAGCAAACUUUGA
Messenger RNA from Botrytis fragariae, 3177 nucleotides. RefSeq names its product putative transcription factor cys6 protein. Lineage: Eukaryota; Fungi; Ascomycota; Leotiomycetes; Helotiales; Sclerotiniaceae. The coding region runs from base 1 to 3177 and encodes 1058 amino acids. Gene Ontology annotation, molecular function: oxidoreductase activity, acting on the CH-CH group of donors; flavin adenine dinucleotide binding. The transcript has 11 exons. The record is from RefSeq and is a predicted model, not a curated record.